GCGCAGAAUAUUGGGUUGAGGCAGACACUCUGAGGUUGAAGAAUCGCGGCGAUGGCGACUUGGCUCUUCUACCGGACAGAUUGAAAGUGUCCUCGGAUAUGACUUGUAUGUAUUUCUUAAAGUGUAGUUUAUUGCAAACCCGGUGCACGGAUCUUCAAUUGAAUGAUUUGGCAUUUCCAUUCUCAUUGCUUUAUACAUGAAUUCAAUGUCUUCACUCUAAGUCAGAUUUUCACAACGGGAUCAUCAGGAUAGCACCUCAUCUGUUGCUAGUUCUCUUUGACUGAGAUUUGGGGUCAAGUGAGGAAGGCAUGUGUUCCUUGUCCAGUGACCCACACUCCUUCACAGGGGCCAUGGAGGAGGAGGGGCAGGAGAGCAUGGAAUGUAUCCAGGCCAAUCAGAUCUUCCCCAGGAAGCCCCCAGUCCUGGAGGAGGAGAGCCUGCAGGUGCCCUUUCCCGAGCUGCAUGGCGAGUUCACAGAGUACGUGGGUAGAGCGGAGGAUGCCAUCAUCGCCAUGUCCAGAUACCGCCUCCACAUCAAAUUCAAAGAGUCCAUCGUCAACGUCCCUCUGCAGCUCAUAGAGACUGUGGAGUGUCGUGACAUGUUCCAGCUCCAUGUCACCUGCAAGGACUGUAAGGUCGUCAGGUGUCAGUUCUCUACAUUGGAGCAGUGUCAGGUGUGGCUGAAGCGGCUGAGUGCUGCGGUCCGGCCCCCGUCUCUCCUGGAGGACCUCUUCUCCUUCGCCUUCCAUGCCUGGUGUGUGGGCGUGUACGCCGGGGAGAAGGAGCAGCAGGGGGAGCUGUGCAGGCCAGGAGAGCAUGUGACCUCCUGGUUCAAGAACGAGGUGGAGAGGAUGGGCUUUGACACUCAAAACGCCUGGAGGAUAUCCGACAUCAACAGCAAGUUCAGGCUAUGCUCUAGCUAUCCACAGCAGCUCCUGGUGCCAGCCUGGAUCACAGACAAGGAGCUGGAGAAUGUGGCAGCCUUCCGCUCCUGGAAGAGAUUCCCGGCUGUGGUGUUCAGGCACCAGAGCACGGGGGCUGUGAUCGCCCGCUGCGGCCAGCCGGAGGUCAGCUGGUGGGGCUGGAGGAAUGCAGACGACGAGCACCUGGUCCAGUCCAUCGCCAAGGCCUGUGCUGUAGAUGGCAGCUCCCGUAAACACCUGGCCAUCGGAUCCUACACCAACGGAACCAAUGAAAUCAACGGCACCAAUGACCUCGUCGACACAGACUUCGAAUCGUCCCUGACGAACAGCUCGGAGGUGGAGACACUGGCCAUCCAGCCACAAAAGCUGUUGAUCCUGGAUGCCAGGUCCUAUGCAGCGGCUGUGGCCAACAGAGCCAAGGGAGGGGGCUGUGAAUGCCCAGAGUACUACCCCAACUGUGAGGUAGUGUUCAUGGGCAUGGCCAACAUCCACUCCAUCCGCAAGAGUUUCCAGUCCCUGCGCUUCCUCUGCACCCAGAUGCCCGACCCGGCCAACUGGCUGUCUGCUCUGGAGAGCACCAAGUGGCUGCAGCACCUGUCUCUGCUGCUGAAGGCGGCCCUGCUGGUUGUGAACGCUGUGGACCGCGACCACAGGCCCGUUUUGGUGCACUGCUCUGACGGAUGGGACCGCACGCCCCAGAUCGCCGCCCUGUCCAAGCUGCUGCUGGACCCAUACUACCGCACCAUUGAGGGUUUCCAGGUGCUGGUGGAGACUGAGUGGCUGGACUUUGGUCAUAAGUUUGCUGACCGCUGUGGCCACGGGGAGAAUUCGGAGGAUCUGAACGAGCGCUGCCCGGUGUUCCUGCAGUGGCUGGACUGUGUGCACCAGCUGCAAAGACAGUUCCCAUGCUCCUUUGAGUUCAAUGAGGCUUUUCUGGUGAAAAUGGUGCAGCACUCCUACUCCUGUCUGUUUGGCACCUUCCUGUGCAACAGUGGGAAGGAGAGAGAGGACAGGCGCGUUCGGGAGAGGACUUGCUCCGUGUGGUCACUGCUGCGACCAGCCAACCGCGUCUUGAGGAACAUGCUCUACUCCUCCCACUCCGAGACUGUGCUCCACCCUGUGUGUCACGUGCGUAACCUGUUGCUGUGGACGGCAGUCUACCUGCCCAGCUCCUCCCCCACCACCCCCUCUGAUGAGUCGUGUGCACCGUAUCCUGUGGUGCCAGGUGCCAACACAGAAGACACACCCCUGGGCAGACGUCCGAAGACCCGUUCCUUCGAUAACUUGCCCAGCGCCUGUGAGCUGGGGAGCUCGCUGGCCCCAAACCGGCGCUCCAGUGACCCGAGCCUGAAUGAGAAGUGGCAGGACCACCGGCGCUCUCUGGAGCUCAACAUUGCUGUGGGGCCCGACGCAGGGGGAGCUCAGGAACAGGAUGGGCGGGCUAACGGCCAGCCUAUAGCAGCAGGGCCUCAGGCAGGCAUGGACGACUCUGAGCUGGAGGACAGCCCUGAAGGCCAGCAGACUGAGCUGAGAGACAGAGCCUCCAAGGGGUCAGUAGCAGCAGGAGAAGCAAUAGAGCUGUCCAUUGAGCUAGCUGUGGCAGAGGGACAGAUGGAGAACAUUCUCCAGGAGGCAACGAAGGAGGAAGCUGGUGCUGAGGCUCAGCGAGAGGUUAACGCUACUGCUGCCGUGGCUCGAUCUCCGAUCGAUGCUAAUGGAACAGAGACUGAGAAAGAGGUCAAGGCAAGUGAUGCUGAGACUGAUAAACAAGCUAACGCCAAUGGGGCUGAGACUACUAUAACUAAUGGUCAUCACCCAGGGAAUGGCACAGAUGAGCCUGAAGAGUCUGGUGUGUCUCCAGCCAGUCCCCCCUUACCCACCGAUGUGUCCACGGAUGUUCCAGAGGAGCAGGAGGCCCUAGAGAGGUGGGAGUCAGAGGAGCUGGUGGAGCAGGUUCUGGAGAACUGUACUGCCCAGGAGGAGCCAGAACACAACCCUACCCCCAGCACAGCCCAGCCAGCCCCCGCUGCCCCUAGAACUUUUACCAAUGGCUUUGGAGAGAGGACACCAGAGGAGCCAGAGACAGCUGUGUAUCUCCUCCCACUAGAGCCUGAGUCCAGCAGACACCACUCGGAGGCCCUGGUGCAGGCAGACCAGAGGUCUUCCCUCAUGGAGAGUUCCACAGAGACUCUGACUGAAGAGGCCUGCAGCAGGCCAGAGGCCCCAGUGCAGGCACCCAUCUGCCCAGGCCCCCAGCCCCGCACUGAAGGCAGGAGCCAACUUUCCUGUCUCAGGAGAGUGAACGGGGAGGCAGAGCCAGAGCAGGGGGCAUCCAGGACUUUAAAUGGAGGACACAAGCGGCCCUCUGUCAGUACCUUCCAGUCUUUGAGUGCUGAGCCCAGCAGGGAGGGUCUAUGUAAUGGCGAGAGCUCAGAGGGGGAGUCCUGUGGUGGCCCUCACUGGGCCAAGGUGAAUGGGGAGCGGGCCCAACUGAGCCGCCAGGUCUCCCUGGCCUCCUGCAGCUCCCUGACCCUCCAUCGCCGGGGCAGCUGCUCCCAGCACCGCUGCCUCCACACCUUACUGGGGCGCCGUGCCGCCACGCCCAGCCCCGAACAGCCGGCCCGCAGUCACCUGGACGACGACGGGCUGACGCUGCACAUGGACACCAUCCAGCAGCGGCUGAGGCAGAUUGAGGCAGGCCACCAGAUGGAGGUGGAUAUGCUGAAGAAGCAGGUGCAGGAGCUGUGGAGCCGCCUGGAGAGCCAUCACCACGCAGCGUCCCUCAGGAUCAACGGAGACAUCGGAGACGAAGUGACCUCAAUGACAGACUCUGAGUGUAACCUGGACGCUAACUGCCUGUCGCGCUGCAGCACAGAACUCUUCUCCGAGGCUAGCUGGGAGCAGGUGGAUAAGAAUGACACGGAGGUGACCCGCUGGUACCCGGACCACUUGGCAGCUCAGUGCUACGGGUGUGAGAGUAGGUUCUGGCUCGCCACCAGGAAGCAUCACUGCAGUGACAGGGAGCAUGUCCAAGAGGCCUGGAACUGUGGGAAUGUGUUCUGUGCCAGCUGCUGCGACCAGAAGAUCCCUGUGCCAAGCCAGCAGCUGUUUGAGCCCACUCGUGUGUGUAAGACCUGCUAUGGCAGCCUCCAGAUCAAUACAACUCCCAACCCCAUGGAGCUGGAGGAACCAAUCACAGCCAGCUCCAACUAAGGACCUGGGAGGGGCGCGGCCUGCCAGCCAGCCACUGACACAGCCAGGCACACUGCUGAGAAGCCCAAGGAGCUGCAGAAUGUCCCGUGUGUGUGUUGCAAAAUAUGGAUUUUCAUGUAUAUAGGCCCGCAAUGCCGGAUGUAGUGGAGAAGGUGAAUUAGGUAUUUUUUUGUGAGAUGCUAAGCACUUUGAAUGGUGGUUAUGCACAGGAAUGAGUAAAUGGGCAGACAUAUGGAGGGAGGGGGGUGUGUGUGACAACAGACAGGACUGCUGGUAGUGUUGGUGGAGGGACUGCGAUGGAGUGAGGAUAGCCUGCCUGGUCCCACUGGCCA
Molecule: messenger RNA, 4468 nt
Organism: Oncorhynchus tshawytscha (Chinook salmon)
Lineage: Eukaryota; Metazoa; Chordata; Actinopteri; Salmoniformes; Salmonidae
Gene: mtmr3
Product: myotubularin related protein 3
Exons: 21
Coding region: 309-4136 (1275 amino acids)
Biological process (GO): dephosphorylation; regulation of autophagy
Molecular function (GO): protein phosphatase binding; metal ion binding; phosphatidylinositol-3,5-bisphosphate 3-phosphatase activity
Source: RefSeq, a predicted model, not a curated record